Molecule: messenger RNA, 1976 nt
Organism: Phyllopteryx taeniolatus (common seadragon)
Lineage: Eukaryota; Metazoa; Chordata; Actinopteri; Syngnathiformes; Syngnathidae
Gene: lmf1
Product: lipase maturation factor 1
Exons: 11
Coding region: 32-1765 (577 amino acids)
Biological process (GO): protein maturation
Cellular component (GO): endoplasmic reticulum membrane
Source: RefSeq, a predicted model, not a curated record
UCGGUCACGUGACCGUGUGACAGCUAGCAACAUGGCGACCUCCGGUGAAAAUAAUGUCGCUUCUGUCAGAAGACGCCUCAAAGCCAGCUUGAAAGACGCAAAGUGUACAGACAGCAGCAGCAGAGAAGAUGCGGCGAGCACAGUCGAAAGCACCAAGAAAGGAAAGAAGCUCCAGUCGUUAGAAACGGGGACUUUUUGGCUCACUCGUAUUGUUCUGCUGCGCUCCGUUUCCUUUAUUUACUUCGUGGCGUUCAGUGUCGCGUACAACCAGAAUAAACAGCUGAUUGGUGAAAACAGCCUGAUGCCUUGCAAGACCUACCUCAAUAGUGUCAAGCACUACGUGGGAGGGAAGAUAGGCAUGGCUGCUCUGGCAUACACACCGUCCAUCCUCUGGUUCUUGGACUGGAGCAAUAUGGAUGCCAACUUAGAUGGCAUCGCCUUGUUGGGGAUGGCCCUCUCCGGUUUUGUUCUGGUGACGGGAAUGGCCAAUGUGGUGAUCAUGGUGUCCUUGUGGGUGCUAUACCAUUCCUUGGUCAAUGUGGGACAGCUGUGGUACUCCUUUGGCUGGGAGAGUCAGCUGCUGGAAACCGGAUUCCUGGCCAUUUUCCUGUGUCCAGUUUGGACUCUGUCUCAAGUCCCCCGCCGUAGCCCCCCGUCCCUCAUCUCCAUCUGGACUUUCAGGUGGCUUAUUGUUCGCAUCAUGCUUGGAGCUGGCCUGAUUAAAAUCAGAGGGGACAAAUGUUGGAGAGACCUCACCUGCAUGGAUUAUCACUAUGAGACCCAGCCUGUUCCGAACCCCAUGUCCUACUACAUGCAUCACUCCCCUUGGUGGUUCCAUCGCUUCGAGACUUUAUCCAACCACUUCAUCGAGCUCAUUGUGCCCUUUUUCACCUUCCUGGGCAGGCGAAUGUGCAUCAUCAAUGGUGCACUCCAGGUCCUGUUCCAGAUAGUUCUGAUAUUGAGCGGGAACCUCAGUUUCCUAAACUGGUUGAGCAUUGUUCCCAGUCUGGCCUGUUUUGAUGACGCAUCACUGGGCUUCUUGUUUCGCUCCAGAAGUGGAGCCAAAAAAACAGUACUGAAGAUUCAGGAUGAGGAUAAAAGUGGACGAACCCCUGAAGCAACUAAAGGAAUGCAGAUUCGUCACAUUCUCAAUGUGUCUUUGGGCAUUCUGAUUGGCUGUCUGAGUGUUCCAGUGCUCAUGAACCUACUGAGUCCCAGACAGGUGAUGAACACCUCUUUUGACCCACUGCGCAUCGUCAACACCUACGGGGCCUUUGGCAGCAUUACCAAGGAGCGCACUGAGGUGAUUUUCCAAGGUACUCUGAGUGAGGAUCCCAAAAACCCAAAGGCAGUUUGGGAGGAAUACCAAUUCCUUUGUAAGCCAGGAGAUCCGUACCGACGGCCGUGCCUCAUUUCCCCAUAUCAUUACCGCCUGGACUGGCUCAUGUGGUUUGCGGCCUUCCAGACCUACGAGCAAAGUGAGUGGGUCAUUCACAUAGCAGGACGCCUGUUAGCUAAUGAUAGCACAGUCCUCUCGCUACUAGACCACAACCCCUUCCAGGACAGAGGCAUCCCCAGGUGGGUUCGCGGAGAACAUUUCAGAUAUAAGUUCAGCCAACCGGGCAGUACCAGUGCGGCCGAGGGUAAGUGGUGGCUGAGAAAACGCAUCGGUCCCUACUUCCCUGCUGUGGACCUGGAGGCACUCAGGGGAUACUUCCAGUCCAGGGACUGGCCCCACCCACAUAUACCAACACAGAAGAAUUGAGGACAACAGCGACAUAUUGACACACACACACACACACACAGGACUAUAGAGGUCCGAAGAGCUCAUUAAUACAUUAAAAGAACAUGAAUACAUUUGUGUAUCUGACUUAAAUUGGGGCCAACAUUAGCCAUAUGAUCGUCAUGGUAUGUAUGUGUCAUUUUUUUGAAGUAUGCCACUGCUUUUGACCAAAAUGAAAUGAGCAAACAAGUCA